AUGACCAGUCCAGACCCCAGUCCCGACCGACCUCCUUCGCUCGGGACGCAGUCUCCCCUCCCAGCUGGCCUCGAAGCCGCUCAAGACACCAGCCUAGAGCAGCAGCAGCAAGGCCCGGACCAGAUGCUCGAUGAGCAGCAGCCAGGGCCCCCACCGGCCCCCUUCCAACCUCUCUUUACGCUCGUCACGGACAGCAUCACCCAUGCAGCCUACCACCCCCGUGUGCACUACAUCUUCUCCGACGACGACCCACAGCUCCUGACCGAUGCCCUGGCAGACCACGGCUACCAGCAGCAUGCCCUGGCCUCACCAUCCACCAACCUCGAGCCAAGUCCUAGCGUCUCUGGCGGUGGCAGCAGCAGCAGCAGCAGGCCUUCGCUAAAUCAUCCACCACUGCCACCGCCCGUCUCCACCGAGCGCGCCAUCAUUCUCGACCUCGUACCGAAGAAGACAACGACGAAUCCUUCCCAUCAUGAUGACCCAACAUCCUCCUCAGCGGCUGUCGAUUAUGAGGUGGCAUGGGCCUCCUCUCUCAGCAGUGACUGGGCCGUCGUGUCUACCAAAGUCAGCCCCAUGGCCGACGACGCAGCAACCGCCGUGCCCGAGGACGGGGCGCACUCUUCGGAAUCGUACGAAGGCGCACAACAGAGGCUGAUGAUGCUGCGCAUUGAGGGCGUGGACAUUGCCGGCCCCGCCUUCCCGCCACAAAACUCCUCCACGCGCGCCCGCAAGUCGUCUACAUCCAUGCCCGCCGCCGCAGCCGCCGCCAGAAAGUCCUCACCUGAGGAGCGGGAUCUGCACAUGUCUGGCAGCGGUGCGAAGCAGGUUCCUUCGCCUGCCGGGAUUGACAUGCAGGAUCACGAGGACUAUGGCGCCAUCCUCGAGGAGUUCGAGAAAAGAAUGGUCGUGCUGCGCAAGGUGGUCGACGCCGGUAUGGAGAGGCAGCACAAGAUUGCCGCUGCCGCCGCCGCCGCGGAAGCGGAACAAGAGGUCACCGGUCAUCAUCACGAUGCUGGAGGGGUUGGCACCCACGACUGGGCCGGGGAACAAGUCCAGGAACAACAAGAAGAAGAUCUAGGACCAGGAGAGGCUGCCCAGCCUCCUGCACAGCAUGUUGCCUCAAGCAGGGCACAUGAGACCGGCGGGGUAGCGGAAUGA
This is a messenger RNA of Cryphonectria parasitica EP155, 1158 nucleotides long. RefSeq lists its product as uncharacterized. NCBI's taxonomy places the organism in Eukaryota, Fungi, Ascomycota, Sordariomycetes, Diaporthales, Cryphonectriaceae. The transcript has a single exon. The record is from RefSeq and is a predicted model, not a curated record. The coding region runs from base 1 to 1158 and encodes 385 amino acids.